This is a messenger RNA of Penicillium arizonense, 729 nucleotides long. RefSeq lists its product as uncharacterized. The transcript is spliced from 2 exons. Lineage: Eukaryota; Fungi; Ascomycota; Eurotiomycetes; Eurotiales; Aspergillaceae. The record is from RefSeq and is a predicted model, not a curated record. The coding region runs from base 1 to 729 and encodes 242 amino acids.
AUGGCAAAGAAUCCCAAGCCUCCUCAGGGUGACGCAGAUAUCAUGUCUGACGGAGUACAGCGGCAUGUUGCACCGCCGUCUUAUUCCCUUCGUUCUACUGGCUCGAUAUCCAAGGAUGGAGGAAAUUCUCACAAACCGGUGACUAGAUCACACACAAUUUUGACGUCCUCCGUUACGAAGAAGCCCAAGAGGAAAAAUGACAAAGCGGCGCAUACAAAGUGUCUCCGGGUGAUGAGCAAUAUUGAACAGGAGUUUCAAGAAGUGCUUGAGGAGAGAGAUGGAGAGAACCUCAAUCUUUCUCAGUUGCUGGACAAGCUCAAAGCCGAGAAAGCGCAAAGGAGUUCGGAAUUGCAAAUCGCAGUCACGGCAAGGAAUACUGCCUUAGCCGAGCACCAGAGGCUUCAGCGGGAGAUUUGCCAAUUGCAGCAGCAGCUGGAAUCCACAAACACCGCGCUGCAAGAUCAGGUCCCGUGGAAUGAUAUACAGCUAGUGUUGGAUCAGGCGCACACAGAGCUGGUAUCCGCGACCACUCGAUUCUGGAGCGCAAUCGACACCCUCCAGAACAGACGACUGGCAUCCUAUUUGCCAGGCUCCGGAAUGAUCCAGGCAGGAUGGCCCGAUCAGGGUGGCGCAGGUACGCUUGGCCACGAUAUGCUCCCCAGCAUCUCCCAAUCGAACAAUGACAACGUCCAACUUGGUACUCAACAUGAACUACCUACGACCAACUGA